Messenger RNA from Momordica charantia (bitter melon), 1661 nucleotides. RefSeq names its product equilibrative nucleotide transporter 1. Gene Ontology annotation, molecular function: nucleoside transmembrane transporter activity. Lineage: Eukaryota; Viridiplantae; Streptophyta; Magnoliopsida; Cucurbitales; Cucurbitaceae. Gene Ontology annotation, biological process: nucleoside transmembrane transport. The record is from RefSeq and is a predicted model, not a curated record. Gene Ontology annotation, cellular component: plasma membrane.
CAAAAACUGUAGAAGAUAUUUGAAGACCACAUCUAAUAAAGUAAUUUGUUUCUAUAGGAUAGAACUCAGGAGUCAGGCGAACGCAGUGAUCAAAGCUUUAACUUUCUUUCGGACCUACCUCCAUUUCACCAAUUUCUGCAAAAAUCUCCGAUGGGGAUUGAUUCCGAAACUGCCCUUCUUCUCCUGCCCAGUUCAGGGAAAAUUCCAAGAGAUCCGUUAAACUUGGGUUACAUAACAUACUUUGUUUUAGGGGCCGGGUGUCUCCUGCCAUGGACAACCUUCAUAACGGCCAUUGAUUACUUCUCCCACAUCUACCCCCAAACCCACAUCAACAGAAUCUUCGCCACUGCUUACUUCCUCGUCGCCUUCACCGGCCUUCUUCUGGUAGUUUUUUUCGGCCGGAGAUGCGGGGUUCGGGUCCGAAUCAACGUGGGCUUGGCCCUCUACGUGCUGGCCUUGCUGGCGGUGCCUCUCCUAGAAGCUUUCUACAUUAGGGCUCGGGUCGGACUCUUCAACGGCUUCUACGUCACCGUCGGAGCCGUCGUGCUGUGCGGCGUCGCCGAUGCGCUCGUCCAGAGCGGCGUCGUUGGCUCCGCCGGCGAACUCCCGGAGAGAUACAUGCAAGCUGUUGUCUCCGGGAUUUCUGGUUCUGGCGUGAUGGUGUCGGUGCUGAGGAUGUUAACAAAGGCCAUAUACCCACGAGACUCUGAUGGGUUGCGUAAAAGCGCAAUCCUCUACUUUUCAGUGGGAAUCUCUAUUAUAAUUGUGUGUGUUAUAUUGUACAAUGCAGCAGCAAAGCUUCCCGUUGUGAAGCAUCACCUGAAUUUGAAGAAUGAGGAGAAAGAGAAAAAAGGUUCUCUAUUUGGGUCCAUAAGCAGAUCGAGUUUUUGGGGAAUAUUAAGCGCUGUCAAACUAUAUGCAUUUGGAGUAGUAAUCAUCUUCGUGGUAUCUUUAUCGAUAUUUCCAGGGUACGUUACAGAGGAUGUUCAUUCGGAGAUUUUGAAGGACUGGUAUCCCAUUACUCUGAUUUUUGGGUAKUAUGUGUCUAAUCUAAUUGGGAAGUAUUUUGCUUCAGUUUAUAUGAUAAAGAACCCCAAGAUUACAGUGGGGAGCAGUGUGGGGAGGGUGGUGUUUUACCCACUGUUUAUUGGUUGCUUAAAUGGGCCCCAAUUCCUUAGAACCGAAAUUCCUGUGGCACUCCUGACUUGCCUUCUCGGAUUUAGUGGUGGCUAUUUAGAUGCUGUUUGCAUGAUCUCUGCACCCAAAAUGGUGCCAUUUGAACAUGCAGAGGUCGCUGGGAUUUUAAUGGCUAUCUCCUUGGUUUUAGGUUUGGUUAUUGGCUCUGUUCUUGCUUGGUUCUGGGUCAUUUAACAUUCCUCCCUCUCUCCCGUUUUGGUCCAUGAACUAGAAAUUUAGAAUUAUGUCCAAUAAUGUCUAUCUAGAACCUUGCUUGACCUAUUAAAUACAAAAUUGAAAGAUAAAGGACAGAAUUCAACUUUGUAAAGGUCUACUCAACCUUUUUCUGAAAUUUAAGGACCAAUUAGAUACUUUUUGAAGUGCUAAGGACCUAUUAAAUAUAAAUAAAUUGUCAUUUUGUUAGAUGCAAGUGUAAGCUGUGUUGCUAAAUAAAUAUUAUCAAUAUUGGUAGUUGGAGGAACCAA